This is a messenger RNA of Cynoglossus semilaevis (tongue sole), 2203 nucleotides long. RefSeq names its product tripartite motif-containing protein 16-like. The record is from RefSeq and is a predicted model, not a curated record. Bases 343 to 1923 code for a protein of 526 amino acids. NCBI's taxonomy places the organism in Eukaryota, Metazoa, Chordata, Actinopteri, Pleuronectiformes, Cynoglossidae. The transcript has 7 exons. Gene Ontology annotation, molecular function: zinc ion binding; protein binding.
UUCGUCAUUUUUCCUGUUAACAGCAACACAUCCUAGAGCAGGGGUGUACAUAUAACUUCAAAACAUCCUGAACAUGAAGUGUUUGCGUAUUUUUUUUAAUUUGAUUUCAACAUUUAUGAAGCGGACCGGUUUUCGCCCGCGGACCGUAUGUUAGACACCGCUGUCCUAGAGUUUAAAGUGGACUCUCUCUUAACUUCAGCGUAGCACACGUAGUCAGACAUCACCGUGUGAUGAAUCGAAACUCAGCAGCAGUGAUGAACUGAGUUUGUGGCCCCGCCCACUUGGCCACAGAAAGAGGAAGACACAGCUUUAAGUUCAAAUUCUCAUCCUUUCGUUUGGAACAUGGCGGGAAGACAUGACGGAGACCGUCUCCGCUGUAGAUGCAGCGUUCACCUGGUCACCUUCACCUGUGGACACCUACUCUGUCCCAGAUGUGACCGCGGCGAGGACGGUUGGAACGGGCGUCCUGAUUGUAGACACACGUUCGAUGACGACGAUGACCGUCAUCGUCGCACCCCGCAGAAGAGAGCAUGGAGUUCCAGCUCCAACGAUUCAACGGAAGGGGUCAUGUGCUGGAGACACGGCUUUCCCCUGGAUGUUUACUGCUGCACGGAUAAGCGGAUCAUCUGUGCCGUGUGCGCCGAGGCCGAACACGGAGGACACAGUAUCGGCUGUGUCAGGGAGGAACGAAGGAGGGUGCAGGAGGAGCUGAAGAAGAUGCAAACGAAAUCCUCCAAGAUUCUGAAGAAACAGAAAAAGAAGUGUGAAAAACUGAGGAAGGACAUUGAACACAUCCAGCACGAGGCCACACAGACGAUGGACCACUGUGAGAGCGUCCUGCUCGGUGUCAUCAGCUCCAUCCAGAACCACUACCUCAGACUGAGGAGCCUGAUCGAAGCUCACCAGGAGGGGGCAGCAGCUCAGCUCAUCACAUCUGUCCAGGAACUGGAGACCAGGAUCGAGGAGUUGGACCAGAGGAGGGUUCAGCUGGAUCGUCUGGCCGAGUCUGACAACGACGUCCACUUCCUGCAGGAAUGGCCCUGCCUGCAGAAACUCUGUGAGGAGGAACACGUCCGCUGUCUGUCUGCAGCGUCAGCAGAUCCAUUUCUGCCCUUUGAGCUGACGAAGAGAAGUGUUGAGGCUCUGGGGACGAAGCUGGAAGAGUUUUCCAACAAAGAGUUUGGCCCGGUGUUUGAAUCUGUGGAUGGAGAAGAAGCAGAGGAGGAGGAGGAGGAAGAGGAGGAGGAAGAAGAGGAGCAGGACCUGCAGGAAGAAGAGCAUCCCAGCGUCGCACAGUCUGAUGUGGCUCCGUUCAUCACAAACCACUCACUGACUCAUCACCACCAGGAGCCGACGACCAGAGCAGAGUUUCUACGCUAUGCCUGUCCUCUGACCUUUGACCCCAGCACGGCCCACCAGGACCUGUUGGUGUAUCCGGGGGACACAGUGGUGGAGCGAGUGUCUCGGGGUUUAAAGAACUCAGCUUCGACCAAACGGUUUCUUCACCAGCGACAGCUGCUGUGCAGCGAGCCCCUACAGGCUGAGCGCUGCUACUACGAGGUAGAGGUCAAAGGUGAAAAGGCUGAGAUCGCUCUCGCUUACAAAAGAAUAGACAGGAAAUCCCAAACAAAACGUUCUGCCUUCGGGGCCAAUGCUGACUCCUGGAGUCUGGACCUGUUUUUAGACUACUCAGUGAGUCACAAAAAUCAAAGCGUCAAGCUGACGAAGCCCCGCCAGCAUCACACCAUCGGGGUCUACGUCAAGUUCAACGAAGGAUCCGUGUCUUUUUACGAGGUGUCGGACACUAUGAUCUUUCUUUACAAGCUUAAUGCUGAGGCGUUCACUGAACCUCUGUAUCCAGGCUUCUGGCUUGGAGAAGGAUGUCGCAUCAGGAUCUGUGAUUUAAGACAGGAGAGACAGUGAAACCACCAGAUCAUGGAGUGCUGUGCAAAAGACUUAGGCAGGUCUGUCUGUGUGUGUGUGUGUCUGUGUGUGCGUCCUUUUUUUAAAUUUAUUAUAAAGAAUAAGAAGUUCACUUGAGAUAAUGUUUUACAUUCUCCAGUAAUUCUGGACGGUGGGGGAGGGGAGGGGAGGCAUUUUAUUAACACGUUUACCUAGCUGUGCAACUAGCCGUCCGACCUGGCUGAACAGGUCCGGUAGCCACAGUCCAGUCCACGACCCAGAGCUUUGUCUAACUUGCCCC